Messenger RNA from Arvicola amphibius (Eurasian water vole), 1398 nucleotides. It is a transcript of the gene Srpx2, whose product is annotated as sushi repeat containing protein X-linked 2. The transcript is spliced from 10 exons. Lineage: Eukaryota; Metazoa; Chordata; Mammalia; Rodentia; Cricetidae. The record is from RefSeq and is a predicted model, not a curated record. Bases 1 to 1398 code for a protein of 465 amino acids.
AUGGCUGGUCAACUGGCUCAAGGAGGUGUUCUCUCCCUGCUGCUCUUCCUAACACCAGCAGUGACCCCAACAUGGUACGCAGGGUCUGGCUACUCUCCAGAGGAAAGUUACAAUGAAGUAUAUGCAGAAGAGGUCCCAGCCGCCCGCACCCUGGACUACCAAGUCCCCAGAUGGUGUUAUACAUUGAAUAUCCAGGAUGGAGAAGCCACAUGCUACUCACCAAGGGGAGGAAAUUAUCACAGCAGCCUAGGCACACGUUGUGAGCUCUCCUGUGACCGUGGCUUUCGACUGAUUGGACGGAGGUCGGUGCAAUGCUUGCCAAGCCGCCGUUGGUCUGGAACGGCCUACUGCAGGCAGAUGAGAUGCCACGCACUGCCAUUCGUCACUAGCGGCAGCUACACCUGCACAAACGGGGUGCUGCUCGAUUCCCGCUGUGACUAUAGCUGUGCCAGUGGCUACCACCUGGAAGGUGAUCGCAGUCGCAUCUGCAUGGAAGAUGGACGAUGGAGUGGAGGCGAGCCUGUAUGUGUAGACAUAGAUCCACCCAAGAUCCGUUGUCCUCACUCACGUGAGAAGAUGGCAGAGCCAGAGAAACUAACUGCUCGCGUAUACUGGGACCCACCCUUGGUGAAAGAUUCUGCUGAUGGUACUAUCACCAGGGUGACACUUCGUGGCCCAGAGCCUGGUUCUCACUUUCCUGAAGGAGAGCAUGUGAUUCGUUACACUGCCUAUGACCGAGCCUACAACAGGGCCAGCUGCAAGUUCAUUGUAAAAGUACAAGUGAGACGCUGUCCGGUUCUGAAGCCACCACAGCAUGGCUACCUCACCUGCACCUCCGCGGGGGACAACUAUGGUGCCACUUGUGAAUACCACUGUGAUGGUGGCUAUGAACGCCAGGGCACCCCAUCUCGAGUCUGCCAAUCAAGUCGACAGUGGUCAGGAUCACCACCUAUCUGUACUCCUAUGAAGAUUAAUGUCAAUGUCAACUCAGCUGCUGGCCUCCUGGAUCAGUUCUAUGAGAAACAGCGGCUCCUCAUAGUGUCAGCUCCCGACCCCUCCAAUCGAUACUACAAAAUGCAGAUCUCCAUGCUGCAGCAAUCCACCUGCGGACUGGACCUGCGGCAUGUGACCAUUAUUGAGCUGGUGGGGCAACCACCUCAGGAGGUGGGGCGCAUCCGGGAGCAACAACUAUCAGCCAGCAUCAUUGAGGAGCUCAGGCAAUUCCAGCGCCUCACUCGUUCCUACUUCAACAUGGUGUUAAUUGACAAGCAGGGUAUUGACCGGGAACGCUACAUGGAACCUGUCACCCCUGAGGAAAUCUUCACAUUCAUCGAUGACUACCUGCUGAGCAACCAGGAGCUGGCCCGGCGUCGGGAGCAAAGGGAUGUCUGCGAGUGA